AUGGAUGAUUUGUGGAAUGAAGCAUGGGAUUCUUUGAUUCAAGAGGUGCAGAGGGAAGCCGACGAGGAGGAUGAGGCGGCGGCGGCGGCGGCGGCGACGAUCCCUCGUGAGAUUCGUCAUCGUCGGACAAUCCCACGAGACCAUGUCGGAGCGGCUGAGCGGCUUAUGGCAGACUACUUUAGCGCUAAUCCCCGUUACCCAGCUGAGAUUUUCCGUCGGCGUUUCAGAAUGUCGCGACCGCUCUUCACCCAUAUAGCGACGACAUUGGCGGACCGGUACGGUUGCUUCAACCUCCGGAGUGAUUGCACUGGCCGGAUCGGACUAUCUACUUUUCAGAAAUGCACCUCUGCAAUAAGGCAGCUUGCCUAUGCAAUAAGGCAACUUGCCUAUGCCGGACCGGCUGAUAUGUUCGACGAAUACCUACAGAUGGGUGAGACGACUAGUCUAGAGGUGCUCCGACAGUUUUGUAAGGGCAUGCGGGAAGUCUUUGGUCCGGAGUUCCUACCAAAGCCAACCCCUGAUGAGUGCCAGAGACUGCUAGAUAUGCACAGUGCGGUGCACAGUUUCCCAAGGAUGUUGGGCAGCAUUGAUUGCAUGUAUCGGGAGUGGAAAAACUGCCCGGUGGCAUGGAAAGGCCAGUUUACUACUGGUUUCAAAAGCAAACAUCCUUCGAUGAUACUGGAAGCCGUUGCUGACUACCGUUUGCGGAUCUGGCAUGCGUGUUUCGGUGUUGCAGAUUCGAACAACGACAUCAACAUUCUGCAGUCGUCGCCUCUCUUCAAUGAUGAGUGCCGGAGAGAGGGUCCAGAGAUCAGUUUCGUAGCAAACGGCACGCAGUAUCGCAGGGGAUACUCUUUGGCAGAUGGAAUAUGCCCUCGUUGGCCCGUAUUCGUCAAGACACUUCGCCAACCGGCUGGAGCGAGGAGACAAUAUUUUGCGCGAAAACAAGAGGCCGCUAGGAAAGAUGUUGAGCGAGCUUUUGGUGUGCUCCAAGCGCGAUGGGCCAUGAUACGCUGCCCGGCACGAGUUUGGCACGAAGAUGAUGUCGCGAAUAUUAUGCUAGCAUGUAUCAUAUUGCACAAUAUGAUAAUAGAAGAUGAAGGAUUUGCUGCAGAACGUUGGGCACCGGAAGAUGGUGCAAGUACAAGUCACGGCGUUGCCUCCGCGCCGAUACAGAUGGGUGUACCACGUAGUAAUGAAUAUCUGAUCCAACGUUUCGCUGAUAUACGCAGGAGCACAACACAUGACCAACUCCAGGUCGAUUUGAUUGAAGAGGUCUGGGCACGUAGGGGAGGCGGCGUAGCGUGA
Salvia hispanica is the source of this 1308-nucleotide messenger RNA. Lineage: Eukaryota; Viridiplantae; Streptophyta; Magnoliopsida; Lamiales; Lamiaceae. The record is from RefSeq and is a predicted model, not a curated record.